CGCUGUUAAAAUCGCUGCCCAUCACAAAGAUUUAGAUUUCCACAGAAAUCUAAAUUUGUCAAGGCAUUGAUAAAUACAAGUCUGAUAUGCCAAACCAAGACACUCUGAAGGUUGCCAGCUGCUGACUGAAGAACAAAAGUCAUACAGACUUGCUGACGAUGAAGACUCAGACCACGUUUUUGUUGGUGGCGGUAGCUGUAGUUUGCCUAGCUGCUCAUGGAUUGUGUGCAACCGGUCAAAAAAUCACAAGAUGCAGAUGUGUGAAAACUACAUCUCAUCUCAUUCAUCCCAAAAAGUUUCAACAUAUCGAGAUCUUUCCUCAGGGUCCCCACUGCAGAAAGGUGGAGAUUGUAAUUACCCUGAAGACAGGUGCAAAGGUCUGUGUGAAUCCUGAAACCGAAUGGGUCAAAAAAGUUAUUAAUAUCUUGACUGAAAGAAAGAAAAGCAAUGAAGCGUCUCUGCCAACCACUGCAGCAAGUCCAUUGGCCGAAUGAAACAAAGUGUCCCUUGCAAAAAGCAGAGUAAUGAGCCAAACAAUUGUCAUUAAAGCACAUCGUAAUAGUCCUGUCCAUAGCUGAAAUGUUCUGUUUGUCUAUUGACUACAUACAUAGAAAUGUAUGAAAUCCUCACAAAUCUUUGUCAUUUGUUCAUUGUCUUUAUCUCCUCUAUGUAGCACCUGAGCCAUAAAUAUUAAUAUACCAAUAUAUGUUUGUCAAUAAUUUACAAUGAUACAAGUGUAGAAAUGCAAUGGAAUUUUAUUUUUUAUUGUUGAUAAAUAUCAAACAAUUAUUUCUUCAAUAGAGUUAAAUCGAUGGAAUGUUUGAAGAUGCAUGUUUUAAGCUAUUAAAUUUGAACAGUAACCAGUGUUUGACUACUAGAUGUUAAGGUUUAUAAUGUAAUUGGAUACAAUGAUAACAUGAAUUCAAUGCAUUGGGCUAGAACAUGACGGGCUUCUUAAAAACAGUGAGUUAAAGUGUCUCCGUUUAUGGGAGGGGCAAAUGUGUUUACUUUCUGUUGGGGCACCUCAAAUAUCUCCAUCCUGAUGCACCAUCAAUAACUCACUCUGAGACGUGAAGGCAAGAUAUUGGCUUUUAUUGACUGGAAGAAGGAACAAACAGUGAGUGACCACCAUACUACAUCCUGGAGACUGAGAGGCCGGGCUCAGGCCUUGAUCGCCUUUAUCCAGGGGUCUGUGGGAGGAGCCACAGGAGCAGUCAGCAGAGGGCGUGUCCAGACAGGUAUACGUAGUUCACCACACAUCCCUCCCCCUCAGCCCCAACUACCAGAAGCCAUACAACAGAAAGAGCAUUGUGUCACUGCUGGAGGAAGCCAGAAGGGAUGUAUUUUGUUGCUGUGUGGGGUAGUCUGAUUUGAAAAGGUGAUGAUGAUCAGUUGGACAUGAGGUGAGUGGGUAUAGCUUCAGGAACACAUAAAGAGCAGCUAACUUCUCUGAAAACAAAAGCAGAAGCAUUUUGGAGGGAAAUGGAGACAAGGAAAAACACUUAACUUGGGGCCUACCCAGAAGGGAAAAUGCACAGUCCCUCUUUUAGGCUCAACCUGUACUAGCAUGCAAAACCCACAUCAUCUUUCACAAACAUGAAUUGAUCAUCAAUGAUCAGGUUUAUUAUUAAAAUCGCCUGAAUCGUAAAUUUCUAGCCCAUUCUUCCAUGUCCUGAAUGGAAGGUAGCACCUGAUAAAUUGUUACACUAUUAGAAACCAUAUGACAAAUUAUUUUGUAACCAGAUUUUAUAGUUUAAAUAGUUGAAGGUGCAUUUAUUAAUUAGACUGUGUUAAUGUACAAUUGCAGUAACUGCUCUUUUUUUUUCAAUAUUUCAUUCAACUUUUGUAUGUAUCAUUACAAGUCCUUACACAUAUACCUGGGUUAUGUUACCACUAUGAAUGUAGAAUGUGAGUGUAUGUGUAUCUUCAAAACCAGUGUAACAGUUGAUAUAAAUGUUGAUGCUUUGACAAACCAUGCACUGUUCUUAG
Molecule: messenger RNA, 1989 nt
Organism: Hypanus sabinus (Atlantic stingray)
Lineage: Eukaryota; Metazoa; Chordata; Chondrichthyes; Myliobatiformes; Dasyatidae
Product: alveolar macrophage chemotactic factor-like
Exons: 5
Coding region: 159-494 (111 amino acids)
Biological process (GO): neutrophil chemotaxis; inflammatory response; antimicrobial humoral immune response mediated by antimicrobial peptide
Cellular component (GO): extracellular region
Molecular function (GO): chemokine activity; CXCR chemokine receptor binding
Source: RefSeq, a predicted model, not a curated record